This is a messenger RNA of Mercurialis annua (annual mercury), 834 nucleotides long. Its product is annotated as transcriptional regulator SUPERMAN. NCBI's taxonomy places the organism in Eukaryota, Viridiplantae, Streptophyta, Magnoliopsida, Malpighiales, Euphorbiaceae. Bases 90 to 635 code for a protein of 181 amino acids. The record is from RefSeq and is a predicted model, not a curated record. The transcript has a single exon.
UCUCUAUCUCAUCUCUUUAUCUGUUUGUUUUCUUAUUUAUCUGCCAAGUUUUUUUAUAUAUAUGUAAUUCUUGGUCUUAAUAAAUAACCAUGGAGAAGAGCAAGCAGAUAAAAUAUUCAUGGAACUACAAGAGUAGUUCCCAGAGUUGUGGAGAAGAUUAUGUAGGUGGAUUUUCAUGGCCACCAAGAUCAUACACGUGUAGUUUUUGCAAAAGAGAAUUCAGAUCUGCACAAGCACUUGGGGGUCACAUGAAUGUUCAUAGAAGAGACAGAGCCAGGUUAAGACAGUCACCGCCACCACUUCCCAAAGAUGGUCAGUGCUCCAUUCUUAACCUUAGCAUGAACCCUAACCCUAAUGUUAAUAACUCUUCUUCGGCUCCUCUUUCUGCUUUAUCUUCACCAUCUUUUGCUUCUAACCCAUUUUAUGAACCUUUAAGCCCCAAAACCUCUGAUUUAACAAAAUCAAAAACCAGAAAAUCUUGUCUUGAUGGUGGAGAAUUUGAUGGGGUUUCACAAGAAGAUGGGUGCAAUAAGUUGUUGAAGAAAGCUGAGAUUUUAAGGUUAGAUUUGGAGAUUGGCCUUCUUAGUGAUUCCAAAGAUGAACUGGAUUUGGAACUUCGAUUAGGUCACUCUUAGAUUAGAGUAAUUAUUUAAGCUAAAUUGCAUUUCUUAAGUUGGAAGCUUAUAUUUAGAUUGCUGCACCAGGUCAUGAUCAAAUACUAUAAACGGCAAAAUCUUUUAGAUUUUAUUGUACCAAAGGUGUUCAUGCUAUAAUCCCAUGUAGAAACAAUGUAUUAAUUUCUACUACUUUUGGAAUGUAAUUAAUUUUCUGCAA